Acaulospora morrowiae is the source of this 1398-nucleotide messenger RNA. The record is from the annotation of a GenBank genome assembly. NCBI's taxonomy places the organism in Eukaryota, Fungi, Glomeromycota, Glomeromycetes, Diversisporales, Acaulosporaceae.
AUGAAUAAUUUAGUCACAAAAGAUAUUUUUCAAAAAGAAAAUAUCAUCUUAUAUCAAUCUACCGAUUUUGAUUUUGUUGAAGACAAUGUCUGCAGGGCCACGAUAAAAAGUUUAAAGAAGGAAGUGGUUUUCAUACCCAUUUUUCUGACCGCCGCAUUCACUCUAGAAAUUUUUAUAAACGAAAUUAAGAAAUACCAAAAACUGCAAGCUCAUGAUAACAUUCUGAAUUUAUACGGUGUCGUCGAACGAGGAUGUCCGAAGAGCUACUCGCUCGUUCUGGAGUACCCCAAUGGUGGCUCCCUUCAGCAGUAUCUGAGGGUAAAUUUCAACAGAAUGAAUUGGAACAUCAAGAUUACAUUUGCAAAGCAGAUCGCAACCGUAUUAACGUUUUUGCAUGCAAACGAUUACUUCCCUGGAAACUUGACCUCUGAGGAUAUUUUUGUUCACAACGAGAACAUCAGGGUAUGUAACUCGAGAUUGACUGGGAAAUCCGUCAAUUCACUCGAAAAGAUCCACGGGGCGUUCCAAUACACGGAUUCUCAGUAUUUAAAAAUUCAAGAUAUCAUCAUGCAUCAGAAAAGUUCCGACAUUUAUGGUUUUGGGGUUCUCUUGUUCGAAAUCGCAAGUGGAAAAAGACCGCUUAAAAUAGAAUCUCCAUUCAGGGUCGAUUUAUUAGAAGCUGCCAUAAGGCGCGAUCGAGGAAACGUUGAUUCCGAGGCACUGCGCGAAUAUCUAAGAAUACACGCAGAUUGCUGUCAACGUGAUGCAAGUCUUCGUCCAAGCAUCGUACAGGUCGCAAAAGACUUGGAAAAGAUUUGUGUUAAUGACAUAGAAUGUGAUGGGGGUCAAUCAAAAUUAUCUAUGGAAUCGCGGUCACCUUUCAAUAGGUCAACACCUGAGAUGGACAUUUUCAUAAAACAUUUAUUUGACUUCUUCUCCGAACAAUUUAACAUGCAAAACUUCAUAAUAUCCCCCAAAUUGGUUAAAAAGUAUAUCAAGGAUUUUAACAGGAACCCCGUUAGAAUAUUUCGUAGCUUAAUUAGUCAUCACCAGAAAUCUUGUUUCACCAGCAUGAUCGGUUUCUUUUAUGAAAACGGGAUCGGAACAAUUCGCGACUAUCAGAUGGCAUUUGAAUUCUAUUCGGAUGCCGCAUCCGGGUCAGUCGACGUCGAGAAAACGAAUUCCAUACCCUUUCCAUUUACCGAGAUAUACGAGACCAACAGGUCAAUAGGGCAGUUGUACACGGAAAGUCAACGUUUAGUUGGCAUUCGUUACUUGCGCGGAAUUGGCGUGAAGAAAGAUGUUGUCAAGUCAAUAUAUUGGUUGAAUUUAUCCAAGGAGAACGGUGAUUAUAGAUCAGACAGUUAUCUGGAGGCGAUACUUGAUUCGAUACUUUAG